Molecule: messenger RNA, 1512 nt
Organism: Punica granatum (pomegranate)
Lineage: Eukaryota; Viridiplantae; Streptophyta; Magnoliopsida; Myrtales; Lythraceae
Source: RefSeq, a predicted model, not a curated record
GCGGGCAAGCCUAAAUUGCCCAAUUGUUCGGAGAUACCACCCCUCACUCAGUUACCUGUCUUCAUCGUAGCGAAGACCGCCGAGAUAACUCCUUCGAAGAAAGGCCAUGUCAGGAGAAACUCAACCCUUUUCUCCAGCAAAGAUCCUUUCUCAGUACCCUCAACAGCUCAGUCGCUGCUUUCUGGGACAGAAGCUGCUCCAGCUUCUCUUUGUCGCCAAUCGGCGGCUCCUCCUACUGCCUUAUCUGUCCACCGCUGAUGGCAAAAAUGCAGACAAUGUCGGUCUAGUUACUGACAUCCUCACAAACACGAACGUGCAAGCUGUUGCUUCUCACGCAGCUACGUUGAACGAAGUUGCUAUUGCCGCUGCUGAUUCCUAUUUCCUGGUCAUGUGCUUGCAGUACGUGAUCGAUUAUGUGCAUCAGUUUAGUGGCUUGAACUGGUGGGCCUCCAUUGUUUUGACGACUCUUUUGAUUCGAGGACUGACCCUCCUUCUCGUAAUAAACCAACUGAAACACUCUUCCAAACUCGCCAUCAUUUGGCCCUGUAUGGAAGAGAUAAGCAAUGAGAUGCGGGAGAAAGGCAUGGAUUCUAUGGCUGUGGCCGAAUGUCAGAGGAAGUUGCAGCAACUGUUCAAAGAGUCUGGCAUCGGUCCAUUUACAGUGCUAAAGGGAAUGGUUAUUCAGGGCCCUGUCUUCAUCAGUUUUUUACUUGCUAUAACGAACAUGGCUUUCAAUCUUUCAAAAAUUGUCAAGAGCCUACUUGCUCACUGAUCUCUCAUAGAAAUGACUCUGGGAAAACCGACUCCUUUCCUUAGCCCCCCUUUAUUUCAGAUUGAAGUGGAAUGAUGAGAAAGAGGAGCUCUUAUUUGUAAAGAUACCUUGCCAUCAGUUGAAUCUAUGAUCAGACAUCAUCUCAUUGUUGUGGACUUUCAAGCAUUACAAUCCAGAAAUCCUUCCCUCAUGUUACGAGUGCAACAUGAAGAUUCUGAUGAUUAUUUCACCUUAUAUUAAGAUCAGUGGUCAAAAUGGCGCUGCUUGUAUACGCUUCGCGAUCUCAGACUUGUUGGGCAUGGAAUUGGUUUAUAUACCUGUUCUUUAAUGCUAACACUGGUCUCCUCGAUCACGGCAAUAAUGCUUUCUCUGUUCGAUCUGCUUAGUAGCCUUUCCUGUUAUUGCUAUACAUUCUCUAUAACUCCUCAUACUCCAACGAACCACGCCAAUGACUGAGGAGCCCUCAGUGGUACCCACUGCUCCAUCCAAGCUUGCCGAUCGAAAAAUCUCUUCUUCCGCUGUCCUUCGCCAGAGGCUACAAUGUCUAGAGGAGGAGGUCAAGGGAAGAAAGAAGAAUAAGAAGAGGUGACCAGAUAUGCCUCCGGGAAGUCCUGAAGGAUACUUUCAUCAGAUUUUCGCUAGCCUUAGAGUUAACAUGAGAUUUUAUUCGAUGUUUAGGAUUAAUCACGUGCUUACAUAUCGCUAGAAUGGAAAAAAAUAAUAAUAAUGGUAUUUAUAGG